Messenger RNA from Oppiella nova, 990 nucleotides. The record is from the annotation of a GenBank genome assembly. NCBI's taxonomy places the organism in Eukaryota, Metazoa, Arthropoda, Arachnida, Sarcoptiformes, Oppiidae.
AUGAUUACAUUAAUAACUUCGGCUUCAGAUGUGGAUGUCAUAACAUUACCGUCCACUACAGCCAAGUCCUGUCUCAUUGACAAUACAUGCAAAUGUCUUGUCUCUGAUAUAGAUGUUGUCUGCGAGGGAGGCAUAACUGAGACCUCAAUGAUAGACACAUUCAAUGGCAUCCAAAAUAAGACAUCUAUGGAUACCUUUGAAGUGUACGGCAAUCAUCUCAUCACUCAUUUUCCAAACUAUCUCUUCAGAAAUGUUUCAUUCGAGAAAUUCAAUGUAUUUAAUGUAAAAAGUUUGUCGACAAUAGAGGAGAACGCGUUCUCGAGUUCAGUCAACACCACAAUAUCAUUGCGGAUUAGUGGCUGUGCCCUAAACACCAGCCGUUCCCUAUUCAUAGCCGUCUCUCAAUUGAUUUACGUGACCGAAGUAGACCUCUCAGACAAUCAGUUAGUAGACAUACCUGACUAUGCGUUUGGCGCUAAUCAGCACAGACUGCAAAUGGUAUUACUCGAUAGGAAUAGGAUCAAGACAUUAGGCAAAUACGCGUUCAAAGCUCUGUAUUCAAUGAAUUUAUUGGAUUUAAGCGAUAAUUUGUUGGAAAAACUGGAGGGCAACUCGUUUUCGCAGCAAAGUGUAAACGAUUCCCAAUACAAUCCCAUCAGAAUUAAUCUGAAGCUCAACCAAAUCGCUGAUAUCCAGGAGUCGGCUUUCGCCGGACUCGACCGACCCGUCACUCUUGAGCUGUCGUUCAAUAAUUUGACCCAGCUCACAGCACCUACAUUUGCUCAUUUGCUAAGCUACGACCCCUCCAAAAUUAUCAUUAAAGGCAAUCAUGUAAACUGUGUUUGUGGCCUCAAGUGGGUGUUUAUGAACAAAACAAUAAGUCCUAAAUUGUCGGGUCCUUUAAGAUGUGAUGACAAGCGAUACUAUUCUAGUCUUACGGACAAUGACUUCAAGAACUGUACAAACGAUUCAGAAUUUUAUUAAAUCAGA